AUGUCAAAUGCUGAACCAGUGCCUAUAAGAGAUAGAUUACCAUCUAGGUUAGACUCAUUCGAGAAUAACUUGAAAUUAGAUAUAAGAGCACAUCAAAGAACUUAUGAAGGUGCUUAUACUAGAACAGCAAUUGGUUGUUUUUCAUUUUCAAUCCUAAUCAUAAAAUUAUUUUCAAAAGAAUUUUUACCCAUAGGUACUAUAUAUACAAUUUAUGGAUGUUUGCUUUAUUUUAUUGGAGUUUAUAAAUCAUCAUGUGUUGAUGUUUAUUAUAAUCCAGAGAAAGAUAUGGAAAUGUAUAAGACUGGAGGAGAUUACGUCUUAAUUUUAUCAAUCAUUAGUUUGUGUUGUUAUAUUGCAUUAUUAAUUUUAAUUCUAAAGAUGUGA
Molecule: messenger RNA, 384 nt
Organism: Lodderomyces jiufengensis
Lineage: Eukaryota; Fungi; Ascomycota; Pichiomycetes; Serinales; Debaryomycetaceae
Exons: 1
Coding region: 1-384 (127 amino acids)
Source: RefSeq, a predicted model, not a curated record